Oryzias melastigma (Indian medaka) is the source of this 549-nucleotide messenger RNA. RefSeq names its product calpain-2 catalytic subunit. NCBI's taxonomy places the organism in Eukaryota, Metazoa, Chordata, Actinopteri, Beloniformes, Adrianichthyidae. Gene Ontology annotation, cellular component: cytoplasm. The transcript has 6 exons. The record is from RefSeq and is a predicted model, not a curated record. Gene Ontology annotation, biological process: proteolysis. Gene Ontology annotation, molecular function: calcium-dependent cysteine-type endopeptidase activity. The annotation marks the transcript as partial.
UGGGUGGAUGUGGUCAUUGAUGACCGUUUACCCACCAGAGACGGAAAGCUGCUGUUUGUUCACUCAGAGGAAGGCUCAGAGUUCUGGGGAGCUCUGCUUGAAAAGGCUUAUGCUAAAGCGAAUGGCUGCUAUGAGGCCUUGUCAGGAGGAAACACCAUAGAAGGGUUUGAGGACUUCACUGGCGGCAUCGCAGAGAUCUUCACCCUGAGCAAGGCUCCGCCUCAACUCUUCAAGAUCAUCCAGAAGGCUCUACGUCUGGGUUCACUGAUUGGCUGCUCCAUUGCUGUCACCAGUUCCUACGAGACAGAAGCCAUCACAACCCUAAAGCUUGUGAAGGGACAUGCGUACAGCCUAACUGCAGCAGAAGAGGUAAACGUUCGUGGACAGCAGGUUCAGCUCGUCCGCAUCAGGAACCCAUGGGGUCAAGUGGAGUGGACCGGGCCUUGGAGUGAUGGAUCCAGGGAGUGGAGCUACAUCAGUGAAGAUGAGAAGUCAAAGCUUAACAAAGUGGCUGAAGAUGGAGAAUUCUGGAUGUCAUACUCAGACUUC